Molecule: messenger RNA, 1428 nt
Organism: Glarea lozoyensis ATCC 20868
Lineage: Eukaryota; Fungi; Ascomycota; Leotiomycetes; Helotiales; Helotiaceae
Exons: 1
Coding region: 1-1428 (475 amino acids)
Source: RefSeq, a predicted model, not a curated record
AUGGACGACCCAGCCGAACUCGAGUCCUUUCUCGAGCACAACACCUACGAAGACAUCAAACCAUUCUCACCAGAUACAAACACCUUCCAAGAUCUCGACCUACCCUCAAUUCCCCUUCCUCCACGAGGAAUCAUUCUCCGCUUCACACGUCUAGCAGUUUUCUCAGUCUACCGCCGCAUCUUCCUCUCGGUCAUCCUCCUCAACAUCUGGCAAGGCCACCGCAUAAUCACCCUCCCACGACGCUCCAAAUACUCCCCUCUCCUAGUCGAUAUUUCCACCGCCUUCUCCCUCAACCUCCUCGUCGCGGUACUCAUCCGACAAGACUACAUCCUCAACCUACUCUUCUUCCUCUGCCAACACGUCCCCCACAUCACACCCCUCCGUAUCCGUCGCUCCCUCGCAAAGACCUACGAAUACGGCGGUUUACACAGCGGCGCCGCCUUCUGCUCCGUGGUCUGGUUCUCUCUACUCUCCUGGAUCUUAGUCUGGGAAUACAAAGCCUACCGCAUAGCCGACCCUCUGAUCCUCAUAACCAGCACCAUCAUCCUCGUUAUCCUCUACACAAUCCUCAUAACCGCUCUCCCAACCCUCCGACAAGCCCACCACAACCUCUUCGAACACACCCACCGCCUCGGCGGCUGGACAGUCCUCGCCCUCUCCUGGCUAGAACUCUACCUCUUCACCCGCGCCCUUCGCCACCAAGCCGGUCCCUCCUCCCCCGGCGCCCAACUCUCCCGGCUUCCAGCAACCUACCUCCUCCUCCUCAGCACUCUCCACAUCAUCCUUCCCUGGCUGCGUCUCCGGCGCCUCCCCAUAGUCCCCUCCCGUCUCGGCGUCGGCGUCCACGCAAUCCGCCUCCAUCACAACGAACCCGUCCCCUCCUGCCGCGUCUACAAACUCGCCCAAAGCCCCCUCGGAGAAUGGCAUUCCUUCGCCUGCAUCCCCUCCCCCAAUCACUCCGGCGGCUCCCUCCUCAUCUCCUCCGCAGGCGACUGGACACGUCGAACAAUCAACAACCCGCUCUCAACCUAUUACACCCGCGGCCUCCCCACCGUCGGCGUCUUAUGCCUCACCCAUCUCUUCCGCUCCAUCAUCGUCGUAACAACCGGCUCUGGAAUCGGACCUUGUCUGGGCACCCUCACCUCUCUCCCGCGUACACGCUUUCGAAUCCUCUGGAGUGCGCCAGAGCCACGGCGGACGUUCGGGGAUGAAAUCUGUGACGCGGUGAACGAGUUGGAUGAGAGGGCCGUGGUGGUUGAUACGCGGGUAUCAGGGCGCAGGGAUUUAGUCAGGUUGGCGUAUAGUAUGUAUAAAACCGAACGAGCCGAGGCGGUGUUCGUGGUUAGUAAUAGGAGGGUGACGCGGGAGGUGGUAUAUGAGCUUGAGUGUAGGGGUGUUCCUGCUUUUGGACCCGUUUGGGAUUCGUAG